AUGACUAUAGAUUCUUCGAUACGUUCAGUAGCGGUUAUAGGCGGUGGCGCAGCGGGAGCCGCCACUUUACAUUCUUUAGUGGCUGAAAACUACUUUAAUAAAAUACGACUUUUUGAAAGGAAAGAUAAAGCUGGCGGUUUAUGGGUAUAUGAUAAGGAACCUGAUAGGCUUCCCCAGCUUAGCACGGAUUUUUCUGAGAGUAUUGAAAUUCCCGACCAUCUUCCAGGAAAUUAUCCUACUAGAGGUUACCUGAAAUUCGCUAAAUCUGCCACUUAUGGCUAUCUAGAAACUAAUGUACCUGAACCUUUGAUGUCUUUUUCAUACUCAAAUUUUGCAGAAGAAAGAACAGAGCAAUCCAUAAAACUCUUUGGGCCGGAUCAUCCUUUCAGACAUCACUCUGUUGUUAAAGACUAUAUCCAGACGACAAUUUCUUCGUUUGAGGAUUUGGUUCAGUAUAAUACUUCUGUGGAAAAAGUAAUGAAGCAUGGAACAAAAUGGAUUAUUUCUUUGAGGGUUAUUAACAAAAAUGGUAAGGAUCACGAUUAUUGGUAUGAAGAAGUGUAUGAUGCUAUUAUUGUGGCCAACGGCCAUUAUUCUAUUCCUUAUAUUCCCAAAGUCUCGGGCUUAGUUGAGUUACAGCAACAAAAUUCUGAUAUUAUUCAACAUACUAAGUCUUUCAGAAAAGUCUCUGAGUACAAGGAUAAAAAGAUACUUAUUGUUGGAACAGGAACUUCAGCAACUGAUUUAAUUAGUGAUGUUCUUGGUCUAUCUAAAAGUCCUAUUGUCGUAUCGUCAAGGCGCGAACCAGGAGAACUUUUCAAAUACUCAUUUGGUGACAGCAAGAAAAUUCUAGUUAAACCAGAAAUUUUUAAAAUUGAUGUAUCAGACGAUAAGCUUACAGCACAUAUUCAAUUUGUAGACGGGUCAGUUGUAAGGAAUGUUGAAAAAAUUAUAUUUGCAACUGGCUAUCUUUAUGACUUCCCUUUCUUCCGGCAAAAUGAGGUUACGGUGAACAAGUAUAAUCGGGUUGAAAACCUAUAUCAGCAUAUUUUCAAAAUGGAUGAUCCAACAUUGUCAUUUGUGGGUAUCGUAGUUGCAUCUAUUACUUUUAGGGUAUUCGAGUAUCAAUCAACGUUGAUUUCAGGUGUGUUGAGGGGCCGUGUUUCCCUACCUCCAAUUGAAGAGCAAAAUAUAUGGGAAGAAGAACGAAUUGUCACUAAAGGUAAUUCACGUGCAUUUCAUGUAAUUCCACCCGAAUAUCAAAAGUACUAUGAAGAUUUACUUGAUUUGGUUGGCCCUUAUAGUGGAUUAGGACACAAAUUAGAACCGUAUGAUAAGAAAUGGGAAGAGAUAAUUAACAAUGCAAUUUCCUUGAAGUUGAAAUAUUGGACAAGGAAUGUCGACUUACAGUUAUAA
Molecule: messenger RNA, 1416 nt
Organism: Debaryomyces hansenii CBS767
Lineage: Eukaryota; Fungi; Ascomycota; Pichiomycetes; Serinales; Debaryomycetaceae
Product: DEHA2A14410p
Exons: 2
Coding region: 1-1416 (471 amino acids)
Molecular function (GO): flavin adenine dinucleotide binding; NADP binding; N,N-dimethylaniline monooxygenase activity
Source: RefSeq, a predicted model, not a curated record